Molecule: messenger RNA, 1056 nt
Organism: Metarhizium brunneum ARSEF 3297
Lineage: Eukaryota; Fungi; Ascomycota; Sordariomycetes; Hypocreales; Clavicipitaceae
Biological process (GO): mRNA alternative polyadenylation
Cellular component (GO): mRNA cleavage and polyadenylation specificity factor complex
Molecular function (GO): mRNA binding
Source: RefSeq, a predicted model, not a curated record
AUGGCGGAAGCUGACUUUGAGAUCGACUUCUACGGAGAUACUGCCACCGACCAGCAGUCGGAACACCAGGAUGGAAACCAACACAACGAAAGUGACUACCAAGGCCAUGACGAAACCAAUGGAGGAGAUGAACAUACGGACAGCCACAAAGGCCAUCACGAUGACCAUCACGAGCAAGCCGAAAGCCAUACCCAUCAACAAGGCAUAAAACGAAAGUCAGAAGAGGAUGACCGACCAGUUGAUCCAGCCGCCACUUCUGCACUUAUGGUCUCAGAACUGAGUUGGUGGACCACGGAUGAUGAUAUUCGAGGGUGGCUUCGGAAAGCAGACGGCGAAACCGACAUCAAGGAGAUGACAUUUAGUGAGCACAAGGUAAAUGGAAAAAGUAAAGGACAAGCAUAUAUUGAGUUCUACUCACGCCAAGCCGCCACGUCGGCAAAACGUUGCAUAGAUCAGCUAGCCAACGAUGGUGGCCAGUCUUGGCAGAAGAAGUUGUUGCCUACAUAUUGGAACUCGGCAGUGAACCCUUUCAGGACGCUGCCCAAGGAUGCCCCAGCACGAGGAGUGAAAGAACAGCCGAGAGCCUCCCCGCCAGGCCCCUAUGCCGAACGCGGCAACUACAGUGGAGGUUACCGCGGCCGUGGAGGAUUUGGCAACCGAGGAAAUAUGAACCAGGGCAACUUCAACACUAACCGCAACUAUAACAAUAGCAACAUGGGAUUUAACAACAACAUGGGCGGUGGGUUCAAUGGCCCCAUGGGUGGUAACUUUGGCUUCAACAACCGCGGUAAUAUGAUGGGUGGCGGCAUGCGCGGCGGGCCUGGAGGUAUGAGAGGUAAUCGCGGCGGCGGUAACAUGAUGGGAAUGAACCCCAUGGGCGGUAUGCCGAUGGGUAUGCCUGGUAACAUGGGCAUGAUGGGCAUGGGUGGUGGGAUGCCAGGCUUCCAAGGCAUGGGUCCCAACUUUGGAGGUGGCUUCGGUUUCGGCCAGAACCAAGGCGGUGGUGGCGGCGAUUGGGGUAAUCCGCAUGGAGUGAAGCGUCCUCGACCAGAGUGA